Molecule: messenger RNA, 579 nt
Organism: Parnassius apollo (apollo)
Lineage: Eukaryota; Metazoa; Arthropoda; Insecta; Lepidoptera; Papilionidae
Source: the annotation of a GenBank genome assembly
AUGCCUCCAAAAGCAAAAUACUGUGCGGGCUGUUCGAAAAAAAUCACAAACCGCGAAUUUUUGUCUUGCUGCUUAUGUAACGAUACCUAUGAUAUUGAAUGCAUAAAUUACUCGUACAAGUUAUUUUGCCUUAUGGAUAAGGAAAAGAAAGACAAUUGGAAAGGCCCAACAUGCAAAAGUAAACAAAGGAAUUUCGACAAUACUAACACACCUGUACAAGGCUGUCGCAUGGAUUCGCUUUCAUCUGCGUCUGAUCAGAUAACCGAAGACUCUGAAGAAUGUAAUUUAACUCAACGCAAACCGCUAAUCCCAGAGAAACAACCAUUAUCUCCUGGUUCUUCUUCUAUCAUGGACGAUAAGGUUUUAGUCAAUAUUAUACGUCGAGAAAUACAGCAGUCUGUGACGGAGGCUGUUGAAUCAGCCGUCAAGAUGUAUUUUUCUAAGGAGUUCGAUGAAAUUAAAAGCGAAUUGGCUACCUUACGAGAAAUCGGUAAAAGUGUGGAAUUUCUUAGCUCUCAGUAUGACCGGAUGAAUUGUGACAUAAAAGAUUUGCAGGAUCGAGUUACCGUGGUUACUUAA